Condylostylus longicornis is the source of this 960-nucleotide messenger RNA. RefSeq names its product myosin regulatory light chain, smooth muscle. The record is from RefSeq and is a predicted model, not a curated record. The transcript is spliced from 4 exons. Gene Ontology annotation, biological process: post-embryonic development; locomotion. Gene Ontology annotation, cellular component: cytoplasm; myosin II complex. Lineage: Eukaryota; Metazoa; Arthropoda; Insecta; Diptera; Dolichopodidae. The coding region runs from base 149 to 880 and encodes 243 amino acids. Gene Ontology annotation, molecular function: calcium ion binding; myosin heavy chain binding.
ACUCGUCUUAAUUUUUUAUAUAAUAAAUCAUAAUCAAAGCUGACGGAUUACAAUAUUUAAUAGCUUUCGUUAAAGAAGCGUUCUAAGUAGUGUAUAUAAAGUGUAAAAAUAUUUGGGAAACAAACUAGGAAUUACUCUGUGAAUAACAAUGGAUCCUCAUGCAAUCAACUUGGAAUUACCGGAUCAUUUGCGGAAAAGAAAAAAAUCAAAAGUCGAAGAACCAGAACCACCACAAGAGAGACGAUCUUCUGCUUUGAAAGCUAUUGAAGAAAUUUUUAAUCCAACAUUUAAAAAACCAGAAACAUUCGGAGAAUAUAUUGCCCCAGAUAUUGUAACUGCAGAUGAUGUUGAAGCACUAAAUGAAUUAGAUGAAAGAAAAAUAUUUGAAUUGAAAGAGGCAUUUUCAAUGUUUGACAUGGACAAUGAUGGUAUAAUAUCAGAAGAAGAUUUAAGAUCAACAUAUGUUGCAACUGGCAAAGAAGUUGAUGAUGAAGAAAUUAAAAUGAUGAUGGAAGAAGCAAUGCAACCAAUUAAUUUUGAUUCAUUUGUUAUGCUAAUGGGAUACAAAACAAUAGAAUUAGAUCCUGAAGAUGUUUUAUUAGAAGCUUGGAGUAAAUGGGAUAUAAAUGGUACCGGUCUAAUUGACGAAGAUAGAAUUUUUUUCGAUCUGAUGCAUAAAGGUGAUAAAUUUUCAAAAACUGAAGCAGUUGAGGCACUUAGAGAAGCACCAUUGGCAAAACCAAAAAGUUUAGAUGAUCGUUCAAAAUUAAUUGAUUAUCAAGCAUUUUGUAAAAUGAUUUGUGGUCUAAGGAAAAGAAGAGAACAUGUUAAAGCCGAAGAACCAAACGAAAAAGAACCAGAAUCAAGCGAAACAAGUUAAAAAUUUAAUUUUCUUGCUUUUGUUAAAAAUUCUCUUCUGAUAAGUUUCAAAACUAACUUUUAAGCAUUACAAAUAAAUAA